AUGGUGCUGCUGGCCGGACCCGGACUCGAGGGCGGCGGGGCGCGCUGCGUGUCCCCGCCGCCACCGUCCCCACCCCGGGACGCGCAGGCCCGAGAGGACCCCGAGGAGGUGGAGGAGGAGGAGGACUACGAGGACUUCUCGCGUCUGCCGGACACCCGCAGUUUGGCCUCCGACGACUCCUUCUAUCCUCCCGGUGGCCAGGAGGAGUUGGGCGCGCCGAGCGCCACGAGCGCGACAGAGGGCAUCCCGGAGGCAGCGUCCCUUCUGCGAGCUGCGGGCGCCAACGACGUGGGGCUGCUGAGAGCGUUGGUGAGGAGGGGACCGAGCGAGGAAGAAGUGCGGGAGACGGAUCGCAACGGCAGGACCAGCCUCAUUGUUGCCUGCUUCCAUGGCUUUGUGGACUCGGUGUUGGUGUUGGCCGAGUGUCCCUACAUCGAUGUCAACUGGCAGGACAGUGAGGGGAACACGGCGCUGAUCAUAGCUGCUCAGGCCGGCCACUCAGCCAUCACGCAUCACCUGCUCAACUAUUUCCCUGGACUGGAUUUGGAGCGCAGGAAUGCACUGGGCUUCACAGCACUCAUGAAGGCGGCACUACAGGGUCGUACCGAGUGUGUUCGGGCGCUCAUGCUGGCAGGAGCGGAUGUCCACGCGAGGGACCCGCACCGAGGGAUGUCAUCCCAGGAGUGGGCCGCCUACACGGGGCGCCUGGAGGCAGUGCGACUCAUCCAGCGGCUCUUGGAGCGGCCUUGCCCGGAGCAGUUUGGGGACAAGUACAAGCCGGAGCUGCCACUCGCCCUGCAUGGAGCUGCGAAACCCCCCAGCUCCAAAACCUGCCUGCAGCGCCUCAGUCGCUGCCUGCAUGCCGCGCUCAGCCCCCGCGCGCGCGCCCUGCAGGACGGCGGGGUCCUGGACCACAUGGUCAGAAUGACCACCAGCCACUACAGCCCCGCAGUGGCCAUCGGCUGCCAAACUGUGUGCCCCGACAGCCCGCCCUGCGUGGGCAAGCGACGCCUGGCUGUGCAGGAGAUCCUGGAGAUCCGAGCGCGCAGGAGCGCAGGGGCCCCGGAGCAGGACCAAGGGUUCAGCGGUCAGCCACAAUUGCCGGCGUCGCAUACCUUGGGGGACUCCAGAGAGGGGACCCCCGAGGCCGGCCUGGGUUCCCCGCAGCCCCGUAGCAGCAGCGCCCCGCGCAAGGCCAGUCUCCGGACCCUACAGCGCCUCCGAAAGGGGAGCGUGCGUCCCGGCGUGGUCAUCCCCCGGGUGCGCGUGAGCAAGGCGCCCGCGCCCACCUAUCAGCCCGAGCGCCAGCCCAGCAAGGACAGCGCCCACCUCCAGCUGCCCAAGUGGCGCUACAAGGAGGCCAAGGAGGAGAAGCGGAAGGCGGAGGAGGCGGAGAGGCAGCGCCUGGCAGAGGCGCAGAAGGAAAAACGGGCACCGCGCUGGAGGAAAAGGACGUGACCGGGUCUGGCCCCCUACCGACCCCCUCAAAAGCGCACAGCACCUGAUGCAC
Messenger RNA from Suncus etruscus (white-toothed pygmy shrew), 1510 nucleotides. RefSeq names its product ankyrin repeat domain 33B (gene ANKRD33B). The record is from RefSeq and is a predicted model, not a curated record. The transcript is spliced from 4 exons. The coding region runs from base 1 to 1458 and encodes 485 amino acids. NCBI's taxonomy places the organism in Eukaryota, Metazoa, Chordata, Mammalia, Eulipotyphla, Soricidae. Gene Ontology annotation, molecular function: protein binding.